Zalophus californianus (California sea lion) is the source of this 512-nucleotide messenger RNA. Its product is annotated as translation initiation factor IF-2-like. The transcript has 3 exons. The coding region runs from base 36 to 512 and encodes 158 amino acids. NCBI's taxonomy places the organism in Eukaryota, Metazoa, Chordata, Mammalia, Carnivora, Otariidae. The record is from RefSeq and is a predicted model, not a curated record.
CCAGUGCAUAAUGCCCCGGGUUGAGCAUCCCGGGGAUGUCGCGCGGCCACGCUGAUGCACUGCGGGCGGGCGCAGCGCGGAGCCUCCCGAGCCGCCGAUGCUCCGCUCCGCUCGGCUCCCCGGCGCCGCUCUGGACCCCGGAUUCUGCUUCUCGCCGCGGGCCGCCGGCCCUCCUCGCCGCCUCCUCCAGGCCCCCUCUCUCGGGCGGAAUUCCAAAUGCCGGCGGGCCGCGGCCAGGGCCGGGAGAGGAGGCAGCGCGCGACCGCGGAGAGGCGCGGACCCGGAGGCUAGCAGGACGCGGGGGCUCCACGGGCCUCGCUUCCCCCCCACCCCGCCUCCCGGAAGUCACACUCAGCCUGGGGUCUCCAGCGGGGAGAUGCGGAAUGUGGGGAAGGAGGAAAGGAACAGAAAGUUCCAGUGGCCAACCCAAUGCCCACAGCCAAGCUGGGGCAGAGCCACACGAAGGCGCCCUGUUGAGCCAACCUGGUGUCCCCAGGGCAGGCCAAGCUUAA